ACCAAUCAGCGAUCGCGGAGCGAGGAUUUAAACCGAAACAGCUACGUUCUCAUUAUAUCCAGCUGCGUCCUCCAUCGUCCCUGUGUUUUCGCUACAGCAACGCUUCGAUAUGGCUUUCCGCGUCACAAGAAACCGCCUGGCUUCCACCAGGGCUGAGCUCGCAGGGAAGGCCUGCUCCGUCGCUGCGCCCUCCGCCAAGCCUCGUGCUGCUUUGGGGGAAAUCGGCAAUGUUGCUUUGAACAAAGACCUCCCGAAAAAGGAUGCCAAAAAAGAAGUGGUGAAGAAGCCCAAGGCCACUGUGGCUGCCCCCAAAGCUGAGAAGGUUGAACAGCCCGUAAUUGUUCCCGCAGUCCCAGAUGUUCCGGAUGUCCAGGAACAUGCCUCGCCUACUCCAAUGGAAACCUCAGGCUGUGAGCCAGCAGACCUGUGUCAGGCUUUUUCUGACGUUAUGCUUGACACGGCCAUCAGGGACGUGGAUGCCGAUGACUAUGACAAUCCUAUGCUCUGCAGUGAAUAUGUGAAGGAGAUUUAUAAGUACAUGCGGCAGCUGGAGGAAGAGCAGAGCGUUCGGCCAGACUACCUGAAAGGUCAGGAGGUGACUGGGAACAUGCGCGCCAUUCUCAUUGACUGGCUGGUGCAAGUUGGCAUGAAGUUCCGCCUGCUGCAGGAGACCAUGUACAUGACUGUGGGACUCAUCGAUCGCUUCCUCCAGGAACACCCAGUCCCCAAGAAGCAGCUGCAGCUUGUCGGCGUCACAGCCAUGUUCCUCGCAUCUAAAUACGAAGAGAUGUAUCCCCCAGAGAUUGGUGACUUUGCCUAUGUGACUGAUCGGGCAUACACCACAGCUCAGAUCAGGGAGACUGAGAUGUCCCUCCUUCGAGUCCUCAAGUUCCAGCUGGGUCGUCCUCUGCCCCUUCAGUUCCUCAGAAGGGCUUCGAAGAUCUAUGAGGUCACUGCAGAGCAGCACACCCUGGCCAAAUACCUGCUGGAGCUCACCAUGGUUGACUACGACAUGGUGCACUUCCCACCUUCUAUGGUGGCCAGUGCUGCACUUGCCCUGACUCUGAAGGUUUUGGAUGCAGGAGAGUGGGAUGCAACACUGACUCAUUACAUGGGCUACACUGCAGAGAGUUUGAUUCCUGUGAUGGCGCACAUUGCUAAGAAUGUUGUGAAGGUGAACAAUGGGCAAACUAAGCACAUGGCAAUCAAAGGGAAAUACUCUACCUCGAAGCAGAUGAGAAUCGCCACCAUCUCCCAGCUGAGAUCAUCGGUGGUCACAGAUCUUGCGUCACACAUCUCCCAGUGACUGGACGCUGUACCUUGCACCACCUGAUCUCUUGUACAAUUGUAGAAUACUUUUCGAUUGCAGCUGAGGAUUUUACUCGGCACAAAUGGACAUUUUAAUGCGGUUGUUUUUUGUUUUUACCCAGCAUUUUUGAUAAUUGUCUUUUAGGGUUUAUAUUAAGUAAUAAAUGGUCUUACUCAACUUUUGCAUUGUCAUUUUACUAGCGAUCAUGUUUUUUGUUAAAGUAAAAUGACACUUAAAGUUGGGGUUUGGGACGUCCAGGCUUCAAACUGACUGGACAGUAAUUUCUGCCCAAUAUUCCGCUAUAAGGUUUGAAUUGAGCCUCAUAAGUGCUUUAUGGCAAUCAUGUGCCCAUUCCUGAAGUGAUUCAAUAUUUUUCAUGUUAUCACAGAGGAUCAUUGUCAAGACUAGGGCUUCUAAGUCAUUUCUGUCUUAUUGUGUCCAUGAAUUCUAAACUGGUUGUAUUGUCUUAGGGUAGGUACUUGGACGUGUUACUCCCUGUUAGCCUCUUGGUGUCGCUGUGCUAUCGUUUCACCGGUGCACUACGCGGAAGUGCGAAGCCGCUCAACUCCGCUCCCACAUGCCAACGAUUCUCCGGUGUUGUCACGUAUUGCAAUUGGAAAAGCUUUCAUCGUUGUAAUACACCCUAUAUGAAUCAGAGAUUGGGUCAGAACACUGGACAAAUGGUGCAUGUAUGCAGAGGGGAGGCCAGCUUGACCCCACGGUCUUGACCUCUGUUCCUCAGGUGGGGCUGCAACUAUCGAAUGUGACUCUAAAUUUUGACAUACGUUUAUGAGCGCACGGACUCGUGUGGUUUUAAAUGGUCAUUGGAAAACCGUAUAAUCCAUGUAAAUUGGACAAACUAAUCCUUUUAAUGCGCUACUUUGGUCAUAUGCAUGUAUGUAUUGCUUUCAUUUUGUUUUUCUUUUGAUUGUUUCACGUUUUUAUCCAGUUACAUUAUUUUAA
This is a messenger RNA of Synchiropus splendidus (mandarinfish), 2272 nucleotides long. RefSeq names its product G2/mitotic-specific cyclin-B1-like. Gene Ontology annotation, biological process: regulation of cyclin-dependent protein serine/threonine kinase activity; mitotic metaphase chromosome alignment; mitotic cell cycle phase transition. Lineage: Eukaryota; Metazoa; Chordata; Actinopteri; Syngnathiformes; Callionymidae. Gene Ontology annotation, molecular function: cyclin-dependent protein serine/threonine kinase regulator activity. The coding region runs from base 110 to 1306 and encodes 398 amino acids. The record is from RefSeq and is a predicted model, not a curated record. The transcript is spliced from 9 exons. Gene Ontology annotation, cellular component: cyclin B1-CDK1 complex; mitochondrial matrix; cytoplasm.